CGCUCGCGCUGUUCAGAUGUCACUCUCCCGCUUACAUGUAGUCAUGUGGAAUUCAUCAAGGCCCCCCUUCCCGCCUUCCCCCCUGCUCAUUCGGGCACGCGCCCGCGCGAGAUGGACGUCAUCACUCUUUAGAUGGAGCUGUCAGUGGUGCUGAAUUUCUGGCCAGCGGUCUGAAGGGAGCGGAGACGUGUGGGGGCUGGCUGGCUGCGCGCGAUCAACAGAUGGGCUUGCCAGAGUCCUCGAGGACCGUUAACUAAUUUAUUAAAACACACAGAAGAAGAGCCUUCCUGUCGUUUAAUCCACAUCAAGAAAACAGAAAUGUCAGUUAUUUCUGAGGAAACUCUGACAACAGGUCACACCGUGCAAGUAUAGGACAGCGGGAAAAAAAAGUGAAUGGGAGCGUCGAUUUUAUGGAGCAGUGGCAAAAAACGAUCGAAACGAGUAAAAGAAAGCGCGGCGCAGAUUUCAUUUAUUUUUGGCUCGGGUGAAAUAUUGCUUAACCUGAGAACCUGAAUCGGAGGACACUUUCUACGCGUGGAGUUCGUGUGUUGCUGGCGUCUUGGCGCUCUCUGUGUGCGUCUGUUUGCUCGUUUUUCCCAUUUAGUUUUUUUCUGGAUUCUCGUGCAUACUAUGGAAAAAAUGCUACCUGCUCAGGAAGCGGCCAAAAUCUACCACACCAACUACGUGAGGAACGCCCGGGCGAUCGGCGUGCUCUGGGCGAUAUUCACGAUCUGCUUUGCCAUCAUCACCGUGGUGGUGUUCAUCCAGCCGUACUGGAUCGGGGACAGCGUCAAUACCCCCCAGGCCGGCUACUUCGGACUCUUCCACUACUGCAUCGGCAACGCGCUGACCUCCGAGCUGACGUGCAAGGGCAGCGCACUGGACUUCGGCUCCAUCCCGUCUGGAGCCUUCAAAACUGCCAUGUUCUUCGUGGGCAUCUCCAUGCUGCUGGUCGUGGGCAGCAUCGUCUGCUUCAGCCUCUUCUUCUUCUGCAACGCGGGAAGCGUCUACAAGAUUUGCGCCUGGAUGCAGCUCGCGUCGUCCGUGUGCAUGGUGAUGGGCUGCAUGAUCUACCCGGAUGGCUGGGACUCUGAGGAGGUGAAGCGGAUGUGCGGGCAGCGCACGGACAAGUACACGCUGGGGAACUGCACGGUGCGCUGGGCCUACAUCCUGGCCAUCAUCAGCAUCCUGGACGCCCUGGUGCUGUCCUUCCUGGCCUUCGUGCUGGGGAACCGCCAGGACAAGCUCCUGCCCGAGGACUUCCAGGUGGAGGCGAAAGACCACGCCUGAGGGGCCCGGACUUCAGGACCAGCCUCCAGAGACCACCCGUGUGUCCGGCGUCCAGCG
Messenger RNA from Anguilla anguilla (European eel), 1347 nucleotides. It is a transcript of the gene lhfpl5a, whose product is annotated as LHFPL tetraspan subfamily member 5a. The transcript has 3 exons. Gene Ontology annotation, cellular component: plasma membrane. The record is from RefSeq and is a predicted model, not a curated record. Lineage: Eukaryota; Metazoa; Chordata; Actinopteri; Anguilliformes; Anguillidae. Gene Ontology annotation, biological process: sensory perception of sound; detection of mechanical stimulus involved in sensory perception. Bases 631 to 1290 code for a protein of 219 amino acids.